Exophiala mesophila is the source of this 3746-nucleotide messenger RNA. RefSeq lists its product as uncharacterized. Gene Ontology annotation, molecular function: zinc ion binding; DNA binding; DNA-binding transcription factor activity, RNA polymerase II-specific. NCBI's taxonomy places the organism in Eukaryota, Fungi, Ascomycota, Eurotiomycetes, Chaetothyriales, Herpotrichiellaceae. Gene Ontology annotation, biological process: DNA-templated transcription; regulation of DNA-templated transcription. The coding region runs from base 436 to 3432 and encodes 998 amino acids. The record is from RefSeq and is a predicted model, not a curated record. The transcript has 3 exons.
UUUCACUCCCGCUCGUUUAUCGCAACCAAAAUCACAAGCCCAGCGGACUCCGACUGGUAUCUUCAAGACCAGGGUUCUAGCACAUAUCAGCAGGAUAAUCCGAUACCAUCAUCACCCAUUCCCUCAACAGUAUUCCUCAGGAUCUUCGCGUCCGCAUCUGCAGCCAAAACACUGUACCCAGGCUUGGAAGCCAUCGUUAUCAUGACGACUGACUAAUACACUCCCUGCUAUCAACCUAUGCGAUUCGUGCUUCCCACUCCAUCUCAUUAUCAAGCGACUCUAUCGCUUUACGCUCUUCUGUUCUCAACCUCGCCCCAGCGAAACCAUGUUAAUGCCCGCACCUGUGUGGGACGGGAUUUCACAGCCAUCACAGCCAUCUGACCUCUAGUGAGGCUGUCGCGAUAGCUCCGCAGACAUCUUCAUCACUCCGUCACCAUGUCUGGAAAGCCGGACCCCCAAGAGGCGACGGCUGAAAACACUUCUACCAACCCCACCGAGCCACUUCCAUCCGCCGAUAAGACCAACCCCGCCGAAUCCCAAACACAAUCCAACCCGAAAAGCAAAAACAAGAACAAGGAGAAAGAUACAAGUGCUGCUAGUAAACGAAGAUGUGUUAGCACCGCAUGUGUCGCGUGCAGGAAGAGGAAAUCAAAAUGCGACGGCAAUCUACCAAAAUGUGCCGCAUGUGCCUCAGUUUACAUGACCGAAUGUGAAUAUGCCCCACACACGGAUCACAGAAGGAAGGGAGUUUAUAAGAAAGACGUUGAUGCCUCCAAGGCUAAGAAUUCUACUCUCCACAUCCUCAUCCAGGCUAUUUUGAAUGCCGAGGAGGACGAGGUCAUGGAUCUUGUCCAUCAGAUCCGCACCUGCGAUAGUCUGGAAGAACUCGCCCAUGCCAUCGAAAACCAAGAAACGGGUGCUGUCGAGGACAGUGUCCCCGAUUCACCUAUCUACGGCAGUGAUUCUGGAGUCGCCCAGUUCGAGGCAGAGCUCUCGGGCAAAAUGGGAGAUCUAAUGCUCGAUGGCUCUGUCAAAUUUAUCGGAGGAACGUCCAAUCUGAUUUGGCUACCACCCGAAUACGAGCCGUCCUUAACUGCCCCCCCUCAAAAUCAAAUUCACAGCGUCGUACGCCCUCGUGAGGAAGCAGUCAUCUCAUGGACUACGGUCACCCAAGACAAGGAGCUAAUUCUCCAUUUAAUCAACAUGUAUUUUUGCUGGCACUAUGCCUUCUUCACCACUCUGGCAAAGCAGCUCUUCUAUCGCGACUUUCUGACGGGCACCACUUCGCAGUACUGUUCACCGCUUCUGGUAAAUGUUAUGCUUGCCCUUGGUUGCCAUUUCUCUACUCGACCUGCUGCAAGGGCAAACCCUGACGACUCCAGCACUACGGGCGACCACUUUUUCGCAGAAGCCAAACGACUGCUGUACGAAAAUGAUGAGUUUGCCAACGCUAAGCUAUGCACUGUUCAAGCUCUGGCGUUGAUGUCGGUUCGAGAAGCCGGAUGUGGACGAGAAAGUAAAGGGUGGGUUUAUAGUGGUAUGAGCUUCAGAAUGGCGGGCGACUUGGGACUCAAUGUCGAUGUCUCCCCCAUGAAUGAAUCUUCGCGGCUCCCGGAGGAAGACAUCGAUGCCAGAAGGAUCACAUUCUGGGGGUGCUUUUUAUUCGACAAGUGUUGGUCAAACUAUCUCGGCCGUCAACCGCAGUUGUUACCGUCAAACAUCACCGUCAAAAAGCCAGAUGUAUUUCCCACGGAAGACAGUGAAAUGUGGUCGCCAUAUACAGACAGCGGUAUCGUUCAAGCACAUGCCCAACCCGCACGGACACGAGCUGUUGCGCUACAGCUUUCCAAGCUGGCAGAAAUCUCCAGCGAUCUCCUGACAUCAUUCUACAACCCUGCUCAACUCGACAAACCUCUCCCUAAGCAAACGGAGUUGAAGAGGCUGAGUGACUUGCAUACCCGGUUGGAAGCAUGGAAACAGGCACUUCCCGCCGAGUUGGAGCCCCGAGAUGGUCAGCUCCCACAGGCAUUGUUGAUGCACAUGUUUUUCCAACUUCUUUACAUUCACCUUUAUCGUCCCUUUCUCAAGUAUACCCGGACCACGUCCCCUCUCCCCUCCCAUAUCUCACCACGCAAAUUCUGUACCCAAGGAGCCGCAUCCAUUUCAAAACUCUUCCGCGUUUAUAAACGUACAUAUGGGCUCCGUCAGAUCUGCAAUAUUGCCAUCUACAUUGUCCAUUCGGCAUGUACGAUCCAUCUACUCAACCUGCCGGAGAAAAACGCACGAAGAGACAUCAUUCAUGGCAUCAAGCAUCUUGAGGAGAUGGGUGAGUGCUGGACGGCAGCGAGAAGAACAUUGGCUGUGUUGCAGGUAUGCGCUGAGAGGUGGAAGAUCGAACUACCUGAUGAAGCAGCAAUGAUCUAUACUCGGGCACGCAUGAAAUGGGGUGACAGUCUUGCGGUCAACGCCAAUGUCCCAUCACCUCAAAGUCAGAAUAUUGCUCAAAUUAUGCGAGUAAUCAGUUCUCAACCAACGCAGCUGACCGAUCUAAUGGCUCGCAAUAUCAUGUUACAGCAGCAGCAGCAACAGCAACAACAGCAACGACAGCAGCAAGAACAGGACUGGUCGAACGUUCCCGGGAAAUCGGCCAUUCCGCAGCAAUUUGCUGGAAUCUCAUCUGCCCUCGCACCCAGUCCCAGUGGCACGGUCGAUAGGCGUCGUUCAUCUGAUGGGUUAUCCUUGCCACCUACAACUGCGGCAGAUCUCUCGCGAAAUUUGAGCAAGGUUCGAGCCUCAACCUAUCUAACCCAAGCCCAACAAGAUGCUUGGAAUACUCACACGGCACGGAUGAAGUCUGCGACGGCAUCUGCCAGUGGAAGUGGAGCAGCUCCCGCACGGGGCGGCGAAGCAGCCAAGUUGUUUGGUGGCAUUGACAGUCUAAUGGAAGAGACGCAGGAUUGGUUCUUUAAUGAUCAGAAUCAACUUGCAACAGGAUUUGAGAACUGGGGAGAGGGGGAUUCGGGGGACAUGGGUGGAGAUAAUCGAGGCUGGGGUACCCUCGACCUCGACUUUUUCGAAACUGAUGGUCCUAAUGGCGUGAAUCAACAAGGAAAUGGCAACGGGUCGCAUGAAACCAGCAAUAUGGCGACAAACGAAAACUCUCCGGCGUAUAUCAACGGCGAUAUGGUGUACGGGUAUAACGGAUAUACAAUGAACAAUACUGGCGCUGCUGGGUUGGACGCCAGCGGAAACUCGAUGGGCAAUGGAUAUACACAACAGUAUCCGGGGUACUUGAAAGCUGGCGCCAACGGUGGUGGGAACAAGAAUCCUGGUGGUGGUUACGGAGGAUCAAGUUCUGUGAAACCAGAAUAUGGAUAUAAACGACAACAUCCGUUGGAAGACCGAGCAUUUGAGGAUGAUAUGUAUUAUUGAGGUUGACUUGGAGUUAUGGUUCUAAGGUCAUCUGAAGCCGACGGUGGGCAUGUUUGCCUUUUGUCAGAUGAGUGAAUGAGUGGAUAGAUGGUUUGGAUAUACCAUAUACAGUGAGACUAGAUGGGUAGACGUCGUUGGAUAACUGGUUGGCCAGGCUACUGUCGAUAGGAUCGAGGACGAUUUAAUGACGACGACGAUGAUGAUGAUGAUGAUGUGGAGCUCGAGAAAUGAGCAGACAUGGCAUGAUACAUGGCGUUUUCAAUGUGAUGCAUCUGUCUCAGUUUUAAUAAGCAAUAUAAAAUGAGGUAUUGAUA